Messenger RNA from Monopterus albus (swamp eel), 4514 nucleotides. It is a transcript of the gene wdr75, whose product is annotated as WD repeat domain 75. The record is from RefSeq and is a predicted model, not a curated record. Lineage: Eukaryota; Metazoa; Chordata; Actinopteri; Synbranchiformes; Synbranchidae. The transcript has 21 exons. Gene Ontology annotation, biological process: ribosome biogenesis; positive regulation of transcription by RNA polymerase I; positive regulation of rRNA processing. The coding region runs from base 103 to 2622 and encodes 839 amino acids. Gene Ontology annotation, molecular function: protein binding; RNA binding. Gene Ontology annotation, cellular component: nucleolus; small-subunit processome.
CAGGCGGCAGUAAAACACUUCCACUGUCAAACGGCAACCGGCCAAUAAAUACUAACGAAGAAGAAGUGCCGGCUCCCAGAGGUUAAAGUUGACUUUAAAAACAUGGUUGAACACAGCGAUAUCCGCGUGGUUCACCGAGGUGGCAGUAAAUUAAAUUUCAGGGAACCUCUCAUAACCAGUGAUUCAAGGUUUCUGCUAUGUGCCUCAGGACAGUGUGUGAAGGUAUUCAGCACCUCCACAGAAGAGUGUAUCCAUGACCUGCGGGGACACACUGACCUGGUGACAGGUGUGCUGCCCAAACCCUCCAACCACCUGCAGGUCUACUCUUGCUCAGCAGAUGGCACUGUCAGACUCUGGGACUACACAGAUGGCAUCCUUAUUAAGACUUAUGUCAUUGGUUACCCAAUUUACUCCAUGUACGUAUCUGCCAACCAUGAAGGAGUCAUCUUUAUCGUUACCCCCAUGCAAAGUGACAAAAGAUCUGAGUUGUUCCAGCUGGUUGCGGUGGAUCUCCCGCAGAGUGCCGAUCAGCUGGUGGAGGCCCGAGAGCUUUCAGCUGUGCUUAGUGAUGUCAGCUCCAACCCAGCGGCCUCUGCCUUUGGUAGAGGGGGGGAAUAUAUCGUUUCAGCUAAACCUUUGCAACUUGAGGUCUACUUCUUCAAGAAGCACAAGUCAUACAGGUUUCCUCUCAAAGCAGACAACAAGAAAGGAGGGAAGAACACGUUCACUUGUGUCGCCUGCCACCCAAAAGAUGACUGCGUAGCCACCGGGCAUGAAGAUGGCAAGAUUCGCUUGUGGAGAAACUUCAACCACAAGAAGGAGUACACAUACUCCACCCUGCACUGGCACCACAAUGCAGUCAGCUCACUGUGUUUCACCCCAGAAGGCACCAACCUGCUGAGCGGGGGUGUGGAGUCCGUGCUCGUCCAGUGGCGAUACAAACAAGAGAGCCAGCGGGACUUCCUGCCCCGUCUGGGUGCUGCCAUCACGCACAUCACCGUCUCACCUGAUGGAGCGCUGUUUUGUACCUCACACAGUGACAACAAGAUCACAAUAAUCCAAAGCUGUGUAAAAGUGUCAGCUGUCAUUCAGGGCCUGGUCAAAGGAGAGAGUGUCAGGACAGACUUUAUGGUAGACCCACGCAGCAAAGCCAUGGUGCUGAAUGGCAAACCAGGCCACCUCCAGUUUUACUCGCUCCAGAGAGACAAACUUCUGUACAAUCUGGACAUCGUGCAGCAGGAGUACAUUCAUGAGUUGGGCCUGCAGCAGUUCGAGGUGGUCAAGGCGGCCUUCAGCGCCUCUGGGAACUGGCUAGCAACAGUGGAAGAAAGAAAACAGAAAGAUGCUGAGUUGGAGCUUCAUUUGAAACUGUGGGCAUUUGAGCAACAGACACAGAGUUUUGUGCUGAACACAACCAUCUCAGCCCCCCACGAGUCCUGGAUUACAGCCUUGUGCUUUGGCCUUGCCGCUGACAGCCAGACCACCGUGCUGGUAUCCACCAGCAAGGACGGCCACUUCAAAGCCUGGCAGCUGGAUGCACGAGCCCACACAGAUGAUGAAGGUCCUGCCUGGUCGUGUGAUUUUGUCGGAGCCUACCACGGGCUGGUGCCUGAGCGCUGCUGUUUCUCGGCCGAUGGUUCUCUGUUGGCCAUCAGCUUUCAGGAGGUGGUGACUGUGUGGACCCCGGCCUCCUGGGAGCUCCUGACAACUCUGUCCCAGCCACCAGGGGCUAUAAGAGACCUUUGUUUUGGACAACUAAGCUGUUCCAAGUAUCUGCUGGGAACCACUGCUGGAAACCUGCUCUGCUGCUGGAACCUCCUCACCUGCUCCUUGGAGUGGAGCACCUCGAUGGACGUCAGCCUGCUGCUGGCGGACCCCCUCUCUGAGAACAUGGCCGCCUUCUGCUGUCAGGCAGGAUGCACCGACUUGUUUGUCUUUAAGCCCAGCGAGCCUCGGCCGGCCUUUUCCCAUAAAGCCGUGUGUUCAGGGAGGGUGACGCGUGCUGUCUUUGCCCCGAGGGAGAAGAUGUUGGAGAGCUGUGAGGAAGGCUGCCAGUGGCUCAACCACUCCCAGCUCUACUUCCUCACUCAGUACAUGGACCUCAUGACGUUCAGCACCAAGGCGGAGGAGGACAGACUAAUGGCUUCCAGCAAACAGCUUGUGAUUGAUGACAGCGUUGCCAUGACACCAUUCUACCUGUUGCUGGGGAAACACCGGCAACAGCAGCAGGAGAAUGAAGACGCACUGAGCAGCCUGUCUGCUGAGAGGACAGCUCUGCCAAAGGGCUCCGCUGCCAUUAGGGAGCUGCUGCAGACCCCAGCCCACGUCCUGCCCUCCACCUCGUUGCUCUGCUCCAUGUUUGUACAGUCUCUACUCAUUUCCGUCACAGACUCCAGGGAGGAAAAAGAACAUGCAGAGAAUGAACCGGAGAGCGAGAAAGAGGAAGAAGAUUCAGAGGAGGAAAUGGAGUCCAGCACCUUGAGGCCGAAGCAGGCGUCAGCGGGAUGCCAGGCCACAGCGUGUGCAGCCCCCCCUCUGACAAAAGCCCAGGUUAGGGAGCUGAGGAGGGUGAAGAAACUUGACCACAGCUGGAUCGCAGGCCUCCUGGAUUCUGGAGUAUGACCAUGACCAAAGAGAGACACUCACACAGAUGGUUUUCACCACAUGGAGUUGUUUUUUCUUGUUUUACAUCAUUAAAUUAGAAUCUCUAUGUUCGUACACAACCCAAAUAUUUCACUGCAUAAGGAUGUGUCCCGUUGGCAGCAGUCACUGCCUUUAAUCACAGGAGCAGACUGCGGUGCAGGGAUUGUGUGUGAACAGCAGUUUUCUGGCCAUAAACUCUGGACUGGAUUCUGACUCGGCCAACCCUGAAUAUUAACAUUGACUUUUCAGCCGUUCCUGUGUCGCUUUGUUUGUAGUUGCUGUUUUGUUGGACGAUAAAUCUCUGCUCAGGUCACAGUUGUCUUAGAAGCAGCUGGUUUUCCUCCAGGAUUUCGAUGCAGGUCUGUUUGACCAAGUGUGCAACAUGAAAUCUGUAGUUUGUGACAUUACAUCACUUCCCCAUUCUCUUUUCACAUGAUAAACUAAUCAAAACAAACACCAUUCUGCUGAUCCACGCACAAGCACACAGGAGCUCUGUAGGACUUCUACAUUUAUCUGCAGUCUUCCUCAUCAUCUUUGUGAAACGGGAGCAGAGAAGCAUCUGUGCAGUUCUUGGCAUGAUGGUGCUGGUGUACAGUCUAGUGUGUACACCUGGUGGUUAAAUGGCAGUGCAGGUUUAAUUCAUGGUUAUUGUGACAAUAUAGUAAACCUUUUUUAAAAUAAACAAGUACAUCUAAUUGGAAAUCACUGGUCUUCAAAGCAUAUUGCAUCAAAUACACCUGGAUCUUCCAGAUCAAGGAUUAUCCAAGUGCCUUGAUUUACACACCUUGGAUCAUUUCACUUGAUACAAAACAAUUACUUUGGAAUAGAAAAGAGAUUAAAUGCUUAUGGUAUUAGUUUUUUUUCUUGUCUUUGUCAAAAAAAACCCACCAUUAACAAGCUUAAAAGAAACACACCAAGUACAGAGUGAACAGUUUGCUUGAUGCGUCCACGUGCACGUGUAAUUGCUUUUUUUUUUCUACUUUACUGAAAAUGAAUAAGAAACCGUGUUGGCCUUUAAGUGGCCGGUUGGUGAAGGUUGUUAGUGAACUGUUACGCACUUAGCCAGCCUGUUGCUUUUAAAAAACAAAAUGCGUAGCGAUGACAUAGUUUCAGUUAAUUAACAGUUUGCCUGGGUCAGAUCUGAUUUUACAGUUGCUGGUUGUUUUCUUUGAAAUAGUGUAUUUUCCUACGGUGACCGGGGCCUUUCAAUGGCACAUUGUUGGUGCUGUCAAGUUCUGGGCUGACUUGUAACAAGUCCCAAAGCCCUGAGUAAGCUGUGUAAGAAGAAGAAAGUUGAGUUCCCAGGCUUGGAUAAGAUGGCACACUUCCCUCUGUGUUUUUCAGUUCCUUUCUGUCAGGAGCUCAGAGAGCUCCCACCGCCACCGACAGAGCUGUCAUACCUUUUUCUGCAUUAGUCAGACAUCAAGGCUGUACAGUACAGGAGUUUGGGUGAAGGAAAAGGGUCACCUAUAUAUUUUUAUCAAAUCCUACACUUUAUCUGUCUCUUUUACUGACUAGGUAUGAACUGGGAUAGAAACAGAUUGAGAAACUAUGAAACAAAAUCCAGCCUCAUCUAGGUGGUGAUGAGCUUUACCUUCUCUGUAAGUAGGACCAAAAUAACCAUGGAUCAGUUUUACAGUCGCCUUUACUUUUACAUUCUUCCUCCGAGUGUAACAUGGAGAAGCAGCAACAAACAAUAUUUGUAGAAAUGUAAAUGUAAAAGGCAUAAAAAAGGAUGUUUUUCCAAUUAAAGCAUGAACAAAUAAAAGUGGGCUGCAUUUAAAAAUCAACUCACUUAAAUGUGGAGUAAUAAUCCUAAUGCAGAUUUGUACACCUUGGCCUUUUAUUACUGUUGUUUUAAAAGUAAUAAA